GCCCUCUGCAGAGGGGCCGUGCCGGCGGAGAGUCCUCUGCUUGCGGCUGCCGCGGCGUCUCCACAGCGACUGUGACAGCCCCCGGACACGGACGUGCGACCCUCGCUACUCGCGCAGCCGCCGCGGCCUCCACGGCGGCCCCAGUCAGUCUCUCGCCUCGGCGCCCAAAUCCGGGGACAGUCCGUCCCGCGGUCGCUGCGGAGGCCGCAUCUGGCGCGCAUCUGGAACCGCCCGGCCCGCCGCCCUGGAGCCCGCGCCCGCCCUGGCCCGGCCGCGCCGGGAGCCCUGCCCGGAGCUGGAGCCGCACCUGGAGCCUCGGGCCCGGGGCCCUGAGCCGCGCAGCCGGCGCAUGAUGAACUCGCUGCUGUUCGGGGAGAUGGCCUUGGCCUUCGGCUGCCCGCCGGGCGGCGGCGGCGGCGGGAGCUGCCCCGGCGGGGGCGGCGGCGGCGGGGCCGGACCGGGGCCGUCGCCCGUGACGGCGGCGCUGCGGGACGACCUGGGCUCUAACAUCCACCUCCUGAAGGGGCUCAAUGUGCGCUUCCGCUGCUUCCUGGCCAAGGUGCACGAGCUGGAGCGGCGCAACCGGCUGCUGGAGAAGCAGCUGGAGCAGCAGCAGAGCGAGCGCGAGCGGCGGCUGCGCUACAAGACCUUCUCCCGCGAGCAGGCGGUGCAGACCGGGCCCGAGCUGCUGCGGCCGCCGGCGGCUGCCGGCGGGCACGCUAACGGCAUCGCGGCGGCCGGAGCCAACGCCAACGCCGUGGCCCUGGGCGGCCUGCCCCCCGGCGGCGGCUCGCAGCCGCAGUACUACGGCCGCCUGCCCGGGACCAUCUGGAGCUACACGCAGGUACGGCGCACGGGCGGCGGUGGCGUGGAGACCGUGCAGGGCCCCGGCGUGUCGUGGGUGCACCCCGACGGCGUGGGCGUGCAGAUCGACACCAUCACGCCUGAGAUACGCGCGCUCUAUAACGUGCUGGCCAAGGUGAAGCGCGAACGAGACGAGUACAAGCGGAGGUGGGAGGAGGAGCUCGCCAAGCGCAUGAACCUGCAGACCAUGGUGGACACACUACAGGAGGCUGCGCAGGAGGCCGAAGCCAUCCAGGAGGAGAUGAACGAGAAGAUCGAGAGACUCAAGGCUGAGCUGGUGGUGUUUAAGGGGCUCAUGAGUGAUCCCAUGACAGACCUGGACACAAAGAUCCAAGAAAAGGCCAUGAAGGUGGACAUGGACAUCUGCCGCCGAAUCGAUAUCACGGCCAAGCUGUGCGAUGUCGCACAGCAGCGGAACUCGGAAGACGUGUCCAAGAUCUUCCAGGUGGUCCCCAAAAAGAAAGAGCGUAAGGUGGCUCCAGACGAUGACAUCUCCGAGCAGGAUGGGGAAGUGAACCGGUUCUCUGAUGACGAAGUUGGCUCCAUGAAUAUCACAGACGAGAUGAAACGCAUGUUUAACCAGCUGCGGGAGACCUUUGAUUUUGAUGAUGACUGUGACAGCCUGACCUGGGAGGAGAAUGAAGACACGCUGCUGCUCUGGGAGGACUUCACCAACUGCAAUCCCACCAUCGACCUGCAGGGAGAGCAAGAGGAAAACUUGGGCAACUUGAUCCACGAGACUGAAUCCUUCUUCAAGACGAGAGACAAGGAGUACCAGGAGACGAUAGGCCAGAUAGAGCUGGAGCUGGCCACAGCCAAGAGCGACAUGAACCGACACCUGCACGAGUACAUGGAGAUGUGCAGCAUGAAGCGGGGCCUGGACGUGCAGAUGGAGACCUGCCGCCGGCUCAUCAAAGGCUCGGCAGACAGGAAUUCACCAUCCCCCAGUUCCGUGGCCAGCAGCGACUCAGGAAGUACAGACGAGAUCCAGGAUGAGUUCGAGCGUGAGGCGGAUGUGGAGCCAAUGGUCAGCUGAUGACUGAGACCCCCUGUGCCUGGUGGUCUUGGUGAUGGGGCCCCUGCACCCCCUCCCUCCCCAUGGGGCCAAGAAGGCUUCCGGAAUGGGGCUGCAGACCUCACCAUGUAGACUUCCUCUGCCUCCCUCUCUGGAGGCCCCGAGGGACCGCUGCUUCCUUCCUUCCACCCCCCACCAACCAGUGCCCCUUCUCCAUCUACCCACCCACUCACGGAAUGGUGCUGUCAAUUUCUAUUGUUCUCCACGUUACAAAUGCAGACUUCUGUCCGGACGAGGCAGUGUUAACUGUGCCUUUUCCCUGAAGCUGAGCCACUUUGAGCUCCAAAGAAUUACUCCUAGCAGGUGUUUUUAUACAAAACUCUAGGGUGAGGGCGGGGCCCCCCUGGCAUGGUAUACUUGCGGUCUUCUACCCUCCCACCUGCUCCUCUGAUUGGCCAUGAGCUAUGCCGUCCCCUCCUCUUCCGGCCAGCGCUGACUGAGCUGGGCUUGGGGUGGUCCACUGCGCCCCCAGGAAGGAGCUGCUUGCCUUUGCAACCUUGGGGGCCUCCCAAGUGUUUUUCUUAUCAAAAGAGGGAAAAGGGGGAAGGAGGUAGGGUAAACAAAUUUUUCUUUUCUUUUUGGAUCAAGUGGCAAAGCGGAGGGACAAGGCACUGUGGGGGAAAGCGGAGCCUCACUGUGUUUAAACUACUAUGCAAAAAACAAAACAAACAAAAAGCAGCUUGCCUUAUCGCUGUGGAAGGUAGGCCCUUCUCCCAGACUCCUGGCUGCCCGUGGAGCUGAGAGGGAGGCUGAAGCUAAGAUGGUCUCUCUUGCAGCCUCUGAGGGUGCGCACUGACUGGAGAGGGCGUCCUGUCCUGGUCGGUGGUGAGGCCUGGGUCCCGCAAGGCCCUCGGCCCGCCUGACUGCGUUCUUGGGACCUCUGUGGGUUGGGGGGUGGGGGGUCUUUUAUUGCCCUGACGACUUGAUGUUUUUCGCCCCCCUUCCAGCCAACAAUAAGAGGUUAUAGAUCUGUAAUUUCUCUGUGAGAAAGUCUGGAGGGGUCCAGGCCGGAGCUGGGUUAGUUCUGCCUGCUGCCAUCUUGGUUCUCCACAGCCCCGUCGCCCGUUUGGCCACUGGCGGGCAUUGGAAAGGGAAGAGGAGGGGAGCCACAAGGGCUGCUGGCAGGUUGGAGGUGGUGGGAGUGGAGCUGGAGUGAGAAUCAGCCUUGUUCUGCUCGUGGACAUAUGCAAACCUCUUCCUAUAAUUCACUUGAUUGACCGACCAGCCGGGGAGUUAAUCUGAGCCAGUAUCUCCCCAAGACUUGAGUGGACCCCUGUUGAAGGGCACCCCGUUGAGGCCACCCACCAAAUCUCAGCUUGGAGUCAGACCAGCGGGCUUUGAUUAUUUUGUUGUUGUUUUUGUUUGUACCCACUGCUGUGGGUGCCAUGCUUUGUUUUUGUUGGUCCAGAAGCGCCCCUGGAGGUCAGAGAAGCAAAAUGUGCCCAAGAACCAGAACUUAACCACCUGGGUGGGGUCUGUGUCUGGAGGAGGGGCUCUAGCUUCCAGUGGGUUGGUGGCCCUGUCUUUCCUCUUUGGGGUGCCAGUGACCUGUAAGGGCUUCUCUCUCUUCCAUUUCCCCCACUUGUUUUGUUGUCAUGAAACCAUUGUAUAUAAUACUCAUUCAGUAUAUAUAGAGAGAGAGAGAGAGAAAGAGAGAGGGAGAGAGAGUGUGUUAGUGACGGUAUAUAAUUUUUUAUUUAUCAGAUGGCCUUUAUGAGUUUUUCCUUUUUGUUGUUAUUGUUGGGGGAACUUCCUACUGGUUCCCUGUGGCCGUCUGGCUGAGAGGCCUCCGUCCCCAGCAUCUCUUACUGGCCAAGCAGUCCUGUGGUAGGUACGUGGAGGGACAAUGGUUUCGGAGGAGAGACCGCCUUUCCUCCUCCUCCUUACCGACUCUUGUUCAAAGGGUUACAGGGUUCAAACAUACCUGAUUAUUAUUGUCAUUAUUGUUAUUGUUUUAGUUUUAGUUUUAUUUUAACCAAAGGUUAUCAGAGCCAGUAGGCUUGGACCUCAGCUGCUUAAAAGAUUUUCCGUUUGCAGGACGGCCCCAUGGGCCUCCUCUGUCCAGGGCUGAGGGAGGCAUCGAAUGGUGCAGUUUGGGAGGCAGAGUGGAACCCAGCCCUGGGUUGUUCUUAAGGUGGUGGGAGGGUGAUAGACCGAAAUUUAGGGUUAAGACAGUAAGGCAACAGUGUAUUUGCAGGUAACCAAGGUGACCGUGGCAGUUGGUGUCCAGUGGUAUUAGUUUUGCUCUCCCCCUCUUAUACAUAGGACAUUAUCUUUGGGGACUGGGGUCCUCUGAACUUGUCCAUGGAGUAUGUAAAUGGCAGGAGCCAAGACAGAGGCUGGCUAAAAGUUCCUUCCUGCUGGUUUUUAAUAGCUGUUCUCCCCUGGGGAGCAAGGAUUUGGGGCAGGUGGUGGGGCAGGGGGUCUGAGGGACAGCAAGGGAAUGACUGACCUGCUUCUUGAGCAGGGUCCUGGGUCCUGGCCUGGCUGCCCCCAUCCCCACCAAGUUCUUUUGUGAGUCAGUUGCCGGUGGGCCCUGCUUGUCCCCUCGCCAUGAGCCUACAGCUUGCCAAGAAAGACCCCAACGCUCUCUGGGGCAGCACCAGUCGGGAUGAACUGGUCCAUCCUCUGUAAAGCUGUAAAUACUUAAUUUCCUAUUUCUAAGCCCAGUGUCAUAUUGACAUUGGUAUUUUAGAAUUGUUCUCAAAUGGGCUCUCCUGUGCUGCCCUCUCUCACUCUCCUAUUUUUGGGGGUUUUAUAAAAAGAGGAUUGGGGAGGGGCAGGGAGAGCAGCUUCUUUUUGGCUCCCUGGUUGUGGGACACACGCACACAAGUACACAUACACACUCACACCAUCACUCACUCACUCCUCUGAGACUCUGAACUGGGAAAAAAGCCCUUGGCAAGUAAAUGCAUUUUAUUUUCCUGUGGGAAUAUGUCUUGAGGUCUCUGAAGGGCCAGACCCCAUGGACGUAGCUCUGGGGGUGGAGCUCAGAUGACCUACGGAGAAUCAAGCCACUACAGCUUGGGAUGGGGAGAGAGGGCCAUGGGUGGGGGUACUAUAAGGUGUAACUUAAGCUAAAUGUAAUCUAUUUAUAAAGCAAGAGACUCUCAUCUAUUUUUAUGAAAGGAAAGGUUUUGUAAUCUAGGGUAGGUAGUGGUGGGAACCCGGCGUUUUCCUGUGGGCAAGAUGCAUGUUGCUCCUGGAUUUCAUAUAUCAGUGCGCCUCCCCGUCGCUCCCUGGCCGCCCUGCCCGCUCAUCCUCACCCCUGAGCGGCUUCAGCGGAGCGUGCAACCCACCCAUCCCCGUCCCUGUUCCCCGAUCCCUCAGCUUGGUCCUUGGAAGUCUUGGAGGGGUGCUUGUGGGAGCAGGUGGGCAGCAGGGAAUUCUGAAUUGGGUGGGUGGGGGGAGGGGAGGGGGGCACUCGGGACAGGACAGGCUGUACGUCGGAGGGUGGGUUCUGAUUGUUCCUCGAACUCUGGUUUGCUGAGAUCCAUUUCAAGUCAGCUGUGUCUGGGAGAGACCUGAGAAACAGCAGCGUGUGGGUGGCUAUGGACCACUGGUUCAGGAGGCACAUGGCUUGCUUGGAGGUUGGGUCCUACCGGAUCCCAGGUUGUCGGGCAGCUGGAGCAAGACUGGAAGUGCCCAGAGGUGCCAUAGCCCAGCCCUGGCGGUGCCUACUCCAGGCUGAGGCCUGGGCUGCUGGCUGUGAAGUGCCCCUCCAGGGCCCUGGAUGAGGAACUGGGGCUCUGGGGGCUUCCACAGACCUGGGUCCCCCUCCCUGAGACACCAAGCUCUGGUUCUGGAGCGGGGAGUCUGGAGGCAGCCAGGUGGGUGUAAAUAAAGGCAAAUUCUCUCUGGAAGGGAAUUUCCCAUGGGUGGAAGGUUUCUGGGCUCAGGGUGGAUUGUGCGUAGGUCUUGGACAAAUCCCUUACCAUUCCUGCUGUCCAGCCCUCAAAGAAAUGAAGCAAAGGUGCCCUGCCCCCCAAGACCCCUUUGUGGACAUUUUAGCACUGACCUGAUUUUUAGCCCCAUCCAGGGAGACUUUCUAUCGCGUGUCCCUUCCCACCCCACUGUUGCUGUCUGUCUGCCAGCUGGGUCUAAUGUAAAGGGAAAGGGUUCGGGGUGGGGGGAUGUUUCUACUCAUUGAAAGACUACUGAUCCUACCGGAAACCAACCUGUUUACUGUACUGUUGUAAAUAUCAUACCCUUUAUAUCCUGUAUAUUGGCUUCUUUUAAAUAAAGUGAAAUGUCUUAGAA
Molecule: messenger RNA, 6199 nt
Organism: Manis pentadactyla (Chinese pangolin)
Lineage: Eukaryota; Metazoa; Chordata; Mammalia; Pholidota; Manidae
Gene: IFFO2
Product: intermediate filament family orphan 2
Exons: 9
Coding region: 350-1900 (516 amino acids)
Source: RefSeq, a predicted model, not a curated record